GUUGAUCUCAUCUCAAUAAUCCGUGACAGGCGCGACCGAGCACCGCGAAACAACCUACAUUCCCCAACAUUCAUUGCGCAAGCCGAUUGCGGCAAUGAGCGUCAUGCUUCAGACCCCUUCGCGGGCUUCAACAGCCUCCUCCUCCUCCUUCCAGCCAGUCUCCCGCCAGAACACAAUGUCGUCGCACGAUGGGGGAAGGUCUGUCCGACAGUCGAAGCGUUAUUCGAUGACCACUCUGUAUCUGUCUAUGUCGGCAAAUGAGAAAGACUUGGAAAUUGAAGAUGAUUUGGCAAAGGCCCAGAAAAUACUUCGGGACCUGAAGUCCAAGAUCUCCUCACAAUCGAAGAAGAAUUUCGUUCUGGAGAAGGAUGUUAGAUAUCUAGACUCUCGUAUUGCGUUGUUGAUUCAGAAUCGGAUGGCCCUGGAAGAGCAAAAUGAAGUGGCAAGCCACCUCGAAGAUGCUGCAGAUCUGCAAGAGGGGUUCUUUCCAAAUGACGAAAAGACUCAGAAAUACGGCAACCUACUCUUCCUCUUACAAUCCGAGCCCCGACACAUCGCACACCUUUGCCGUCUAGUCACGAUGGCUGAGAUCGACUCCCUCCUCCAAACUGUCAUGUUUACAAUCUACGGGAACCAAUACGAAAGCCGUGAAGAACAUUUACUUCUGACCAUGUUUCAGUCCGUCUUGACAUAUCAAUUCGACAACACCCCCGAAUACUCUUCACUCCUCCGAGCAAAUACCCCUGUUUCACGAAUGAUGACAACCUACACCCGGCGAGGCCCUGGGCAGAGCUACCUCAAGACAGUGUUAGCUGAUCGCAUAAACGGAUUGAUUGAAUUAAAGGAUCUGGAUCUCGAAAUCAACCCACUGAAGGUCUAUGAGAGAAUGAUUGAGCAGAUUGAGGAAGACACCGGGAACCUGCCAGCCUCUCUACCAAAGGGAGUUACUGCCGAGCAAGCCGCAGAGAAUGCGCAAGUGCAGGCCAUUAUUGAGCCAAGACUUACCAUGCUUAUGGAAAUUGCCAAUGGAUUCCUCACCACGAUCAUUGACGGGCUGGAGGAAACACCUUACGGAAUUCGGUGGAUUUGCAAACAAAUCAGAAGUUUGACGAAGCGGAAAUACCCAGAUGCAAACGAUCAAGUUAUUUGUACCUUGAUUGGGGGCUUCUUCUUCCUCCGGUUCAUCAAUCCCGCCAUUGUCACCCCAAAAUCAUACAUGCUCAUCGACGGAACACCGGCAGAAAGACCACGGAGGACGCUGACCUUGAUUGCGAAGAUGCUUCAAAAUCUUGCAAACAAGCCGUCAUAUGCCAAAGAGCCCUACAUGGCCAAACUACAGCCGUUCAUUCAACACAACAAGGAGCGGGUUAACAAAUUCAUGCUGGACCUGUGUGAAGUGCAAGAUUUCUAUGAGAGCCUUGAGAUGGACAACUACGUCGCCCUUUCAAAGAAGGAUUUGGAGCUCUCCAUCACCCUGAACGAGGUUUACGCAACGCAUGCUUUACUGGAAAAACACAGUGCCGAGUUGAACAGGGACGAAAAUUCUCAUCUGGCAGUCAUUCUGAACGAUCUGGGCCCCGCCCCGGCACAGUUACCACGAAAGGAGAACAGAGCAAUCAAUUUGCCUCUGUUCAGCAAGUGGGAGACAGCAAUCGAUGAUCUGACGGCAGCGCUCGACAUAACGCAAGAAGAGGUUUAUUUCAUGGAAGCUAAAUCUACAUUUGUGCAGAUUAUGCGUUCUAUACCAACAAAUAGUGCAGUUGCCCGAAGACCUCUUCGGCUUGAGCGAGUUGCGGACGCCGCGGCAACAUCUCGCAAUGAUGCUGUUAUGGUGAGGAAGGGUAUCCGAGCGAUGGAACUUCUUAGCCAGUUACAAGAACUUCAAGUGAUUGACAAGUCUGACCAGUUCAGUCUCCUCCGAGACGAGGUUGAGCAAGAACUACAGCAUCUCGGGUCCCUCAAAGAUGGGGUGAUCGUGGAGACACAAAAGCUGGAAGAAGUUUUCAAGACGAUCAGAGAUCACAACACCUAUCUGGUAGGUCAAUUGGAGACCUAUAAGAGCUACCUUCACAACGUUCGAAGCCAAAGCGAAGGCACCCGGAGAAAACAGCAGAAACAUCAAGUUCUGGGCCCAUACAAGUUCACACACCAAGCUUUAGAGAAGGAGGGCGUCAUCCAGAAGAGCAAUGUGCCGGACAAUAGACGAGCGAAUAUCUAUUUCAAUUUCACAAGUCCUUUGCCGGGGACAUUUGUUAUUUCACUGCAUUACAAAGGACGAAAUCGUGGACUUCUAGAGCUUGACCUGAAGCUCGAUGAUCUGCUUGAGAUGCAAAAGGAUAACCAAGAAGAUCUUGAUCUUGAAUACGUUCAGUUCAAUGUCCCGAAAGUUUUAGCUCUCUUGAACAAACGCUUCGCACGGAAGAAAGGAUGGUGAUAUCCUGUUCGAAAUGUGUGCCAGUCGGCAUCAAACCGGUCCGACGUGUGAGGCGGCCGUUGCCGGCUUUAGGGGUCUUGAGAUGACCGAUGAAAUACUUUUCUGGCGGGUUGGCAAUGCCGUGUUGCUUCAAUAUUACAUUUGGUGGUCGGUCGCUCGAAUUGGCGUAAGUGGA
Molecule: messenger RNA, 2609 nt
Organism: Hyaloscypha bicolor E
Lineage: Eukaryota; Fungi; Ascomycota; Leotiomycetes; Helotiales; Hyaloscyphaceae
Product: Rho GTPase activation protein
Exons: 5
Coding region: 95-2434 (779 amino acids)
Biological process (GO): regulation of actin cytoskeleton organization; regulation of GTPase activity
Cellular component (GO): cell cortex
Molecular function (GO): protein binding; GTPase activator activity
Source: RefSeq, a predicted model, not a curated record